UUUAAAACCCCAAGGAACACAACGGGAGGUCCUUGUACGAACGUACCGGUGGGCGUAUCGGACAUGCUGCUACUAACCACUGUCCUCCUCCCCCUGUGGGUUUCCUGUGCUCACAGACAAAGGAGAACUUGCGAUUUUCCGGAGAUAAAACAUGGAAACAUAUACGAUGAAAACAAAUACAAAGAAACUUUUCCCGUUGACAUGGGGAAAUAUUUCUACUACACCUGUGAUCACAAAUUUGUGUCUCCUUCACAAUCACCCUGGACUCCAAUAGCCUGUACAGAGAAAGGAUGGUCCCCAACUCCAAAGUGUCUCAGACAGUGCUUUUUCCCUUGGGUGGAAAAUGGUCAUUCUGCAUCUUCAGGACAAAUACACCAGGAGGGUGACUCUGUACAAAUUGUCUGUGACACCGGCUACAGUCUUCCAAAUAAUCAGAGAGGCAUCACCUGUACAGAAAGCGGCUGGUCCCUCCUUCCUAAAUGCAGUCGUGUCCAUGUUUCCUGUGUGAAUCCACCCAGUGUGGAAAAUGCUGCUCUACAAAACCCGAAGCCUAGAUAUCAGUCUGGUGAGAGAGUACGUUAUGAAUGCCUCAAACCUUAUGACCUUUUUGGGGACGUAGAAGUGACAUGUUUAAAUGGAACUUGGACAAAACCACCUCAGUGCAAAGACUCUCAAGGAAAAUGUGGGCCUCCUCCACCUAUAGACAACGGAGACAUUACCUCGUUCCCGUUGCCAGUGUACCCUCCGGGCUCGACCGUUGAGUACCAGUGCCAAUCCUACUAUGAACUGGACGGAAACAGGAAUGUAAUAUGUAGGAAUGGAGAGUGGUCAGAACCUCCCAAAUGCUUAGAGGCAUGUGUAAUUUCACAAGAAAUGAUGGAAAAACAUAACAUAGAGUUAAGAUGGAGAUAUGCUAAAAAAAUUUAUACUAGAGCCAACGACAUUAUUGAAUUUCGAUGUAAACGUGGGUACCGUGAAAAGUCACCUGCCCGUAAUUUUCGAGUAGCCUGUCGGGAAGGACGAGUGGCGUAUCCUACUUGUGGGUGAAACAACGGUUAAAAUGCAGCCAUAAAACUGAAAUAUGCAGAUGUAGUCAGAACUGUUCAUUGUUAAUCCAAUUCUUCUGAGUUUAUUUUAUGGAGUAUCAUUGGACUCCUUUUAUUCAUAAAUCAGAAUUUGUGUUAAAUAUUAUGUGGAUGAUGCAGUUAUAAUCUGGGAGACCAAUAAAUCUCACUUCGUAAAAGCACCUCAUUAAAACCUGGCAAAUAAAAAUGCUGUGUGUCCUAUUCAUAAAACAUCGAUGGUGAGAAAUCACUUCAGUGCUGCUUCCAUCCAUCAUUCUCCCACCUUUCUCAAAUCUAUCUCCUCAACUUCUCAGGCUUUCUGAGCCUCUCUCUUUCAGGGAAAUGGGGAAAAAAUGCUUGUCUCCAUCUUCAAAACAAUAGCACUUCACAAAUAAGUAAAAAGAAAACCAUGCCAUGCCUGUGUUAGUAGUAAGAUGAACAGAGUCGUUUCCCGCCUUUGCUGACCUGUCAGUAAACAGUGCACCCAGAAAAGGUGAAAGAUGUGACCUUGUAUGAGAUGCCUAUGGAGCACAUUUAAUAAUUCAGCCACAUCAUUACGAGGAAUCAGAAUCAAAUUGGAUGAAUAAAUGUCUUAAUGUGACAUGAAAAGUGAUUUUAAAAACCCAACAUCAAGUAUAAAUACAGACACAUACACACACUAUGCUUUAAACACUGAAGACAUUUUUAUAGAGAAAAUAGUGGCAGGAUAAAUACUUAAGACUAACUAUAGUUGAAUUUGGACAUAACAGAAUAAAUGUGGUUUUAACUCCUUUUCACUUACUUGUAUUCUCAAUUUUUUCUCUUUAAUGUAUAUCACCUUUAAACCAUAAUAUAUGUCAUUUUAAGAUACAGAUAUAUACAAAGUAACACAGUAUGUGAUGAGAACUGUAGAGACCUCUUUGGUAAUGAUGUCAGAUCUAAUAAAAUGUUCAUGAUUUUGCUGGUA
Camelus dromedarius (Arabian camel) is the source of this 2010-nucleotide messenger RNA. RefSeq names its product complement factor H-related protein 1-like. The transcript has 6 exons. Bases 64 to 1047 code for a protein of 327 amino acids. Gene Ontology annotation, biological process: complement activation. Gene Ontology annotation, molecular function: complement component C3b binding. The record is from RefSeq and is a predicted model, not a curated record. NCBI's taxonomy places the organism in Eukaryota, Metazoa, Chordata, Mammalia, Artiodactyla, Camelidae.